AUGGAGGAAGAAGCCCCUUUGAAUGGUACGGAACGCUUGGCAGAUGCAAAUGGGGAUAUCACUUUGAUUCCUACCCCGACCAAUUCCCCCGAUGAUCCACUGAACUGGAGCACGUGGCGCCGUUAUUGGCACGCGUUCUUGAUCUUGUUCAUUGUCGCAUUCACCGCCGCAACCUCCAACGAUGCUGGCACCGCUGGAAACGGUAUGAAUGCGGAGCUGGGGAUCAGUUGGAAUGAUAUCAACAUUGCAGCCGGUGUUUUGUUUGUCGGCAUUGGGUACUGUACCUUGCUGUUGAGCCCGUCCCCCUUUCUCUACGGGCGCCGCAUCUCCUACCUUCUCUGUUUGGUGUUUUCCAUCAUUGGCUCCAUCUGGUUUGCGCGGGUGGAAACCGUGCAGGACAACAUUUGGAAUCAAUUGUUCGUUGGCGCGUCGGAGUCAUGCGCCGAAGCCAUGGCCCAGCUAUCCUUGUCGGAUAUCUUUUACCAGCACAAUCGUGGUAUGGUCCUGGGUCUCUACAUUCUUGCGACUAGUAUCGGGACGUUCAUGGGACCGUUGGUCGCCGGGUUCAUCACCGAUAGCCCGGUGAUGGGGUGGAGGUGGGCAGGAUGGCUCGCGGUUAUCAUUUCAGGAUUUCUGAUAAUCGUGUUCUACUUCGGACUGGAGGAGACGUCAUUCGAUCGCAAGAGCGUCCUCCAGGGACUGGACGUGCGUCAAGAGGGCCACAACAUAAGCCGAGCACCCUCAGAUGAAAAGGCCGACCGUCCCCCGCAGGUCGAGCCCAUUCUCGUCAACAGUGCGACUGACGAAGAAAGUGGCCAGAAGAAAGGGAAAACCUAUUGGCAACGCAUUGCCUUGAUCACUCCCGCUCCGACUCUUAUCGGUACCGGUUUCAAACAGUACUACCUCCGCAUCUGGCACACCCUGCGUAUCUUCACCUUCCCCGCGGUGAUCUACUCGGGACUACAAUGGGGUGCCCAGGAUGCGUGGCUGACCUUUUAUCUCACAGUCGAAGAAGAUAAUUGGUACGAUGCCCCCUGGUACUACACCGAUGCUGCGGUGGGUAUUAUGAACGUGCCCACUCUGAUCGGUGCCUGCAUUGGCUGUAUCUACGGUGGAUGGUUCUCUGAUUUCUUCGUCACCUGGAUGGCUCGACGAAAUGGCGGUAUCUUCGAAGCAGAGCAGCGUCUGUGGCUCCUCUUUCCCGUUGCUUUCAUCGCACCUGCAGGUCUCAUGUUGUUCGGUAUUGGCUCCGACAAAGGUUGGAGUUGGCCUUGGCCAUACGUGGGAUUGGGCUUCAUCGGAUUUGGCUGGGGCUGCGCUGGCGAUCUCAGCAUGGCCUACCUCCAAGAUGCAUAUCCGGAUAUGGUCCUCGAGGGCAUGGUGGGUGUGUCCGUCAUAAAUAAUACGAUUGGAUGCAUUUUCACCUUCGCUGCCGGAUACUGGAUCGACGCACAGUCUUUGUCUCAGGUCUUCAUUGCUAUUGGGGUUCUGAGCUGGGCGUUCCUCAUGACCACUGCACCUAUGAUCUAUUGGGGAAAGAAGUGUCGUCGGAUGACUCAGAAGCGAUACGAGAACUUCCUCCGUAUUCGCGAUGGCCACCUUUAG
Molecule: messenger RNA, 1605 nt
Organism: Penicillium odoratum
Lineage: Eukaryota; Fungi; Ascomycota; Eurotiomycetes; Eurotiales; Aspergillaceae
Exons: 1
Coding region: 1-1605 (534 amino acids)
Biological process (GO): transmembrane transport
Molecular function (GO): transmembrane transporter activity
Source: RefSeq, a predicted model, not a curated record